This is a messenger RNA of Macrosiphum euphorbiae (potato aphid), 1251 nucleotides long. The record is from the annotation of a GenBank genome assembly. NCBI's taxonomy places the organism in Eukaryota, Metazoa, Arthropoda, Insecta, Hemiptera, Aphididae.
AUGGUUCAAAAUACCGAAAUUGUAGAUGUCAGUAAUAACACUGUGACGUUGGACAAUUUGUCCGACUACAUGGUCAUUGGCUGGGAUAUAGAUACGACUGGACGCCGUUUAUUGGACGAAAUAUGCCAUAUUGCUGGUCACACACCAAAUUCGCAGUUUAAUCAAUAUAUAAUGCCACAUAAUGACAUUGAUCAAGUAGCCAGAAGACGCCAUCUUUUGUGCACUAUAACAAUGGGACGUUUCCGUGCAUUAAAAGAUAUAAAAAAUAAUAAAACAUUAAAAUCAAAAAGUGAAAUAUCUGCUUUAGCUGAAUUUAUAGAAUGGUUAGAACAAAUGUUAAAAGACAAUGGUAAAAAAAUGGCCAUUUUAGUGUGUCAUGAAGUUAGCAAAUUCAACACUUGUCUUCUAAUCAAGUCUCUUCUUGCCUAUAAUUUAUUAGAUAAAUUCUCUGAAGUAGUCAAAGGAUUUGCCAACUGCCAUUCAUUUGCUCAAACUCAUUGUCAAGAUACUAUGGUUAUGUUUUCAUUAAGAGUUUUGUCAAAGGUGCUCUUAGAUAAAGAUCACAUUGAUACUUCCAAGGCAACUGAUCGUGCUAAAUUAGCUUAUGAUAUUGUCCAACAUUUGUGUGUAACUUUGGAAAGUGGUAAUGAUGAUGGAAAAGAAGUAGUAACUGGAAGUGAAGUUUCUGAAGAAACCAAGGCCAAGGCAUUAUCGACAUUCCUUACAAGUAUAGAUAACGAAGUACAGACAUUGCAUAGCACUCAAGAGUUAUUGGCAAGACAAAAGUCAUUAAAUACAGUUUACCAUAAGUCUUUGUCAUACCAAACAUCAACAUUAGAUCGCAAGAAAGCUAUUAGUUAUCGUAAUUCGAUCGCCAAAGCUAACAUUGAUUAUUUAACACUCCAAUCUUUAUGGACAGAAAAUAAGGAAAAUAAAGAUGGUUUCAAAGACGCUGUUAAAGAUAAAUUGCCGGAACUGACUGAUGAAGAAAAAGAAGACAUUGUUAGUACUAUAAUCAUGCAUUUUGAAAAUCCUGAACCGGUUUCUCCACCUCCUAAAGGAGGCCGAAAGUAUGGUGGCAGAUUUAGGAGACGUAGCAGCAGUUACAAGGACAACAGAAAGAGCAUAUCUGAAAACGAUGCUGGCUCUCUUUCGCCAAAUUCAACCGACCACGCCAAUGGUCACAACCUAGAAGCAGAAAAGCCCCAGAACGAAAUUAUCAAAAGUCAAGAAAAUGGUGAGAACAACUGA